This is a messenger RNA of Lethenteron reissneri (Far Eastern brook lamprey), 6316 nucleotides long. RefSeq names its product protein disulfide isomerase family A member 5 (gene PDIA5). Lineage: Eukaryota; Metazoa; Chordata; Hyperoartia; Petromyzontiformes; Petromyzontidae. The record is from RefSeq and is a predicted model, not a curated record. Gene Ontology annotation, molecular function: protein disulfide isomerase activity. Gene Ontology annotation, cellular component: endoplasmic reticulum. Gene Ontology annotation, biological process: protein folding.
GUUUCGCCCACUGCUCAAUCAGCUCGCGGGACGUGGCACCGCGUGGCUCCAUCUCCGCCAGCCGCUCUCUUCACAACUCAACGCGCUCCUUUGCAAUUGUUGCUCUCGAUUCAGCUGAACAACAAAACAUUCGCCUCUUGUACAACAAAAUGUUGCCAAAGAUCGCGCCUCUCCGCAUGGCCGUGUCGGCCCUGUGCGUGUGUGCCGUGCUCUCCGCCAAGUCGGCGCCGCGCGUUGAAAAGCCCGACGACCACAAGGAGCUGAGGAAGAUUAUCCGCACGCGCAACAACGUGCUGGUGCUCUACCACCAGGGAGAAUCUGGCUUGGACAAGAAACUAAAGCUUCUGUCAGACGUAGGGCAGGCAGUGCGCGGUAGCGGCACUGUGGCGUGGGUGGACUGCGGGAACUCGGAAGGCCGGAAGCUAUGCAAGAAGAUGAAAGUGGAAUCUGGAGGGACCAGCAAACUGAUGCAUUACAAGGAUGGAGAGUUCCACGUGGAAUACGAUCGCGCUGAAACAUUUAAGUCGCUGGUGGCGUUCAUGUUCGACCCCACGGGAGACCCGCUGUGGGAGGAGGAGCCCGAUGCCAAGGAUGUUGUGCACGUGCACAGUGAUAAGGAGUUCCGAUUGCUGCUCAAGAAAGAAGAAAGACCCAUCCUCAUGAUGUUUUACGCGCCCUGGUGUGGCGUCUGCAAGAGGAUGAAGCCGGUGUUCCAGGAGGCAGCCACCAUGGCUAAAAAGACAUACGUUCUGGCUGGAAUGAAUGUACAUCCGGCUGAGUUCGAUGGGAUUAAAUCAGACUUCAACGUGACUGGUUACCCCACCUUCUGCUACUUCGAGAAAGGAAAAUUCCGAUUCAACUACCAAAGUUACGGAGCUCAGGCCAAAGAUAUUAUUGAAUGGCUAAAAAACCCUGAAUCGCCCAAGCCCACUGUUCCCGAGGUGGCAUGGAGUGAGACAGACUCUGCUGUGUUUCAUCUGACGGACGAAGACUUCCAGGAUUUUGUGGACAAGCACCCCAAUGUUUUGGUGAUGUUCUACGCCCCCUGGUGCGGGCACUGCAAAAAGCUGAAACCAGACUACGACGAGGCUGCGAAGAUUCUCAACGAAGAGGAAAACAGCCCUGGGGUCUUGGCAGCUGUUGAUGCCACCAUACACAGAGCCCUUGCCGAGCGCUUCUCCAUCAAGGGCUUUCCCACGACGAAGUUCUUCCAGGACGGGGAGGAGAAAUACACCGUGUCUGACCUGCGAUCCAAGGACAAGAUCCUCUCUUGGAUUCGCGACCCCCAGCCGCCACCGCCUCCAGAGGUGCCGUGGGACGAGCAGGAGAACGACGUGGCUCACCUGUCGGUGGCCAACUUCCGCGACUUCCUCAAGAAGAAGCGUCACGCCCUGCUCAUGUUCUACGCCCCCUGGUGCUUCCACUGCAAACAGGCCAAGCCACACUUCACUGCUGCAGCCGCACAACUCAAAGACGACCAUAAGGUGGCCCUGGCAGCUGUGGACUGCACAAAGCAGGACAAUAACGAGCUGUGCAGUCAAGAGGGCGUGAGGGGCUACCCCACCAUGAACCACUACACAUACGGGAAGUUUGUGGGGCCGUACACUGGCGGGAGACAGGAGGCUGACUUUAUCAACUUCCUACUCUCGCUGCGGGGAAAGUCACAUUCCGAACUCUGAAAGAUUUGCUCCUGGGUCCCUCCCAGCUCCCCUACACCUCCCAACUACGCACCCCCCCCUUCUGUUCCACACCCACCCUGACCGCAACUGGCCCUCGACAUCAACCCACCCUUAAGCCCUGGCAACACGAGGCUACUUUAUGCAGGAUUAGCGUCUUGACUGCUUCUGACAAAAAAAGGGGUUUUCGCCUGCUGACUUGGCGUCCAAUGGUAAACGCAGUCUUGUUGGUACUUGAAGUUCACUUCAGAGACUGUGUGAAAAGCCUAACCUGCUUAUCAAGGUAUUGACCUACAAGGCUAUGUAUCAUUCGGUCAUUAAAUCAAGUUCAGUCAGCCCUUCAUUUAAUCAUGUGAGAGCCCAUUGAGAUACCAUAUUCAUGUAUAUAUGCAACAUCUUAUCUGUUAUACAUUAAAACGUGUGAAGACAUUUCAAGUCAUGUGACAGUAGGGUAAGAGGCAAAACAAUUCAUACUCAUGCAUAUGUGUGAAAAGCAAAGAAAUAACUGAUGAACACUUUUCCUAUCAUUGGUGUAUCGAUUACUGACCAUUAACCUUGGCUCCUGUGUCUUGCACGUUUAAUCGUGUUUAUGCUACGCACAAUUUUCUGAAGCUGCACAUACUUAUAACCAGCGAUACACGAUGCGUUUUCGUGUUGUGCCGAGUGUUGUUGUUCUUGUUCGGGACGAUGUCCGACGUUUCGCUCCACACUCUUGGAGCUUCUUCAGGAACCGAUGUCGGCCAACGUAAGACAUUGUCCCGAGCAACUCGCGGUACAAUCCAUCCCAAAGCACAACAGAGAGUCGUGCAGCGGCGACAAGCGGACUUGUGACAUACAACAAUUACUCGCCUGUGGGUCCCAACUGGGUUUUCUUUUACAGCCAGAUGGCGUGAGGUUGUUUUACUUCACCGUUGUCAAAGGGUUUAUACGAAAUAAACAUUCUCUCCAGUUAACGAUGAUGAUGAUACCCUAACAGCUGAGAAAAUAACGUGUAGCAGCUGCGACAGAAUGUAAAUCGUUGCUCAUUGGGCUGCGGCACGUGAACAAACGUGUCCUUUGGCCGAGGAUUCCAAGAUGUGGUCGGUGUUUAUCAUACGCAUCCUGAAAUGAUGUCCACUGCGAGCAUUCUUCCAAAUGCGCGAGUGGGAUUAACCUGUGCCCGGAUUAACAACCUAGACAUCGAUUUGGAGUUGCUACUCAAAAUUUAGAUCCAUACGAAAUAAGGGAGUCUUUACCAUGGGACCAUGGGACCAAUUUGCUGGGGAGUGAUGCCUCGCAAGCAGAGGUCGCAAACGGGUUUUGAUUCCUUACCCGUACCCGUACCCGGCCGCACCAGGGUCCCAAACGUGUACCCGGCCCCGUACCCGUACCCUACCCGUACCCUGCCUGGGUACGGGUAGGGUACGGGUAUCGGGUACCUGAUUGCGACCUCUGGGAUGAAGCCACGUUGCAGGCACGGGUGGGUUGAUUCUAGGAACUUGAAUUGUGAGAAGAGACAAGACGUUGGGAAAUGAGUGACAAACAGUUACUCACCAGUGACUCACGGUCUACCCGUACCUGGCCGCACCAGGGUCGCAAACGGGUACCCGUACCCGGCCGGGUACGGGUAUCGGGUAGGGUAUGGGUAUCGGGUACCCGGUUGCGACCUCUGCUCACAAGUCACGUGUUCCUGUCGCCAGAUACCAAAGCCAGAUUCCGGGAAUGCUAUCUCAUUGAACCAUUGUCAGAAUGUAAACGAUGUAUCUUGCACUGCUUGACUACUUUUUUUACAUGAUUACCGUUAAAUAUUCAAAGUUUCUUCCAAGACCGAAUGGGAGGAGGAAAUGAUGGCUUGUCAACAGCUUGGAUUAAUGUGAGGAGGACAGCAGCAGAUGAAGCUGACGUAGGUCACGCAACAAACGUCGGACAACGUGCCGAAAAACGAAUGGUACAACCUGAAAAUGCAUCGUAAAUCUAAACAGCACAACCAUGGAAAAACAUACGUAGUAUUGUCAUGAAGACUCCACGUUUGUCACGGACGAUUGCUUACCACAGAAAUAUAAUACGCUGGCAUUUGCGCAAUAGCUAAAUUCAUUGCAUAGUGUUGUUAUUGCUUCGGAUAAACCAGCCUAAAUUUAUUUUGAUCAAGUUAGGAUAAAUCACGUGGAAGGCAAGGAUUAUGUAAUGCUUUCCGACAUGCGGUUUUCAGUAUGUCUUAGUGCCCACCCCCUAUUAAGGGACAGAUGGACAGAGCUAAUUCCGUAAACACUUUCAACCAAAGUUGGAAAGCUCUAAAAAGUAAUCAAUUUCUAUUGAGUUACUUUGGAAAUUACACGUGGAAUUCUGUUACUUUAUAUGUAAAAUCUUAAGUAGUCCGAGGCUGAUUACUUUUUUAAAGUAACCUUCCAGUACUGGAUAAUUGGAAAAGUUUGCACCCUCAACGUAUCAAAGAGAACAUUACACACAUCUUGUUUUUCGAUGACUCGUAUUCACAUUGCAACUCCAGCAUACUUCUGCAAACUAUAAUAAUUCUUUAUUUCAAUUUGUUUACUUGUCACAGUGUACCUUUGCACUAUUUACAAUCACCGCGGUUCAAAUAAGGUUUACUGUACAAUAUUGUUGCCGUGAUAGGUGUAAUAUUUUUGGUUUAAAAUUUUCGUUCGUAAAUCAACAUCUUACUAUAACUAAAACAUUUGUAAAUGACAUGCUGUAGUGCUUACCAUUGCGUGAUUUCUCUUUCUGAGCAUAUUCACUUGCUUGACAGUAAGAUUUGGGCUAAUAGGAUGCAUUGUUCAGGAUAAUGACAGUGAGUGACCUACGUGGGUCAAGGUUAGAGUCUUGUAUCGAGAAAGCAUCUUGGUGCUUGGACAUAGUUUGUGUGGGUGUGGAUGAUUCCAUCCGUUGUCUUCUAAACAGGUCAGAGCCCAGAUUCGUUUUCUUAUUUACAAGUCAAUGUCAAGUAAAACCUGUCCCCCUGCUCAACGGAAUUGGAGCUGGUGGUGGAAAUUCCACAUUCACAUGGUGAGGCCCCAGGCUCAAAAGUGGUAAACAAAUCGUGCUGUGUAAGAGGGUGCCGGCCACAAAUCCCCAUCUGUUCCUGCCCUUCUCAUUUCUGAAGAAUUCUUCUGUCAUGAGAAACCCAUCCCUUGUGAUCAAUCCCCUUUUAUUUUCACCCUCUUGCCCGUCUUCCCUCUUUCUGCUAAUAUUGUUUGGUUGUUUCUGCAGACUUGUGUGCUGAACAACUCGCUGUAUCUGCAUAGCCAUAAACACACGCCCAUUCCCAGAACCAAUUCAUUUAUUUUCCUUUUGAUCCAAAAAAACUCGCAACAUUCUUAUCAACUGCCACAUUUAGAACUCAUCUGACCCCAGCAUGCUCAAUCCUGUAAAGGAGACGUGUGUAGAGCCAAAACAGUUCGUUCUCGGCGGUACCUUAUUUUUAAUGCUUUACUCAAAAGUCGCAAGGUUUUGGAUUAACCCAUUUCCAUUCCGAUGACGUAUGUGUACGUCUUCAGUUCUUCCCAUUCUGAUCCAAUGACGUACACGUACGUUAUCAGAGCGGAAUCGGAAGAGGGCCAUACGCGAGGGCGUGGCACAGUUUGGCGCCAGCUAUUAUAGUGCGGUCGUGUUGCUACAUUUCUCUACGGUGAGUACAAUGUCUUUAAAAAUAACAGCGAUGCGCCUCUAAAUAAAAUCAACAAUAGCCGCUUGCGCGUUUAGAGAUUCAGUGGUGAAUUAGCAGACGUCUCGGAACGGGAAAGGGUUAAACUGCCGUGCACAUUUCAGCCCACGAUCUGUCCAAUGAUGAGUUGAUAAUAAAGUUGGAAUGAACGACUCGUCUACAGGUGGAGAAGAACACUGCCACGUGCUCAAUUCGAGGAGGGAGAUGUUUUGACGUGGCGUUUUUUUUUAUGAGAAGAGCAAAAUAUAAUCAGCCGGUUUAUCCACAGGGUUACCAUAACUCGAGGAACUGGCCAGACGUUCCAAGCAGGAGCCUCCUGGAAAAUUCUUGACGCUCGGCGAGUCUGUUUCAGGGUGAUUUUUUUCUAAUUGCCUUGCGCGAUAUGUUAGUUCUCGAACAGUUGAAUUGACUGGUCUUAGUUUCAUGGAGUAUAAAUCGCAUAAUGAUAAGACUCAAUAAUUUUGGUUGUGUCCUAUAGGGUGUGAGUUAGUCCAUUAGAAUGGGUUACACAUUUGUGUUUUAGGGGGGCGACUUUUUUUAGCUUCACUCGCAAAGUGUUUGUAUUGUGGUGGCGAAGCCAUGCUUCCGGUGGUGGUGAUGGUGAUGAUGAUUGGUGUCGUUGGACCACGUGGCUUGUAGACAUCACUUUCGUGAUGUUACUCAAGGGUAAAACAAAAACAGGUUUAUAUAAAUUUAAAGCCCUAAGCCUGCACGGUGAAACUACCUCGAUGAGAUCUACACUCAAUGUUGAGGUGUCUGGGUGGUUCGGCUCUAAUAUUGUGUUAAAGGACUGCCAGCAAUAAUGAGGAUCCUGAGUUAGAAUCUGGGGCUUCAGCCACCCUGGAAUAAACCGGAUGCUCAUGUGUGGUUAGUUCAUGGUUUCAUUUUGGUCACCAAUUACUGCACAAAUUUUUUUCAUAAAAUGGUAUGUGUCCCUAAACUCGGCAUAAUCCAGGUGUGUUAAAUAAACAUUUUGGUAUGA